Molecule: messenger RNA, 1791 nt
Organism: Nymphalis io (European peacock)
Lineage: Eukaryota; Metazoa; Arthropoda; Insecta; Lepidoptera; Nymphalidae
Product: beta-hexosaminidase subunit alpha-like
Exons: 10
Coding region: 88-1701 (537 amino acids)
Biological process (GO): ganglioside catabolic process; glycosaminoglycan metabolic process; carbohydrate metabolic process
Cellular component (GO): membrane
Molecular function (GO): beta-N-acetylhexosaminidase activity
Source: RefSeq, a predicted model, not a curated record
UCGAGUCAGUAUCGAUAGAACCUUUCAGUUUGUCGGUCCUUUUGUUUUCUUAGACAAAAAAGUGAUCUACGUAAAUAAGGUAGAAUAAUGUUAAAAUGGAUUAUAGCUGUGGCGUGCUUUGGAAGUAUUUUUGUAGACAGUUUUUGGGUGGUCAAGCCUGGCCCAAAGUACCCUCCGACAAAGGGUGAGGUCUGGCCAAAGCCACAAUAUGAAAUCAAAGAAAGCACAUAUUAUACAUUCAACCCUUCCCAUUUUAAAGUUAAGAAUUUAGAUCAGAGCUGCGAUAUUUUAACGAAUGCAAUCGAAAGGUACUCGUAUAUUGUAAGAAGUAAAAAUGGGGGAAGAUAUCGUAGUGUAAAAAAACACUCUCACCGGAAACACAAUGAAUUGAAUAAGGGGGCGCUAAAUGAGCUGGAGAUUACUUUGUCAGCUCCUUGCGAGGAAUAUCCUCACCUGGACAUGGAUGAAAGCUAUAAUCUGACCGUUUCGGCGACGUCAAAGCUCUACAGUUCUUCAAUAUGGGGUAUACUUCGGGGUCUUGAAACUUUUGCGCAUCUCUUUUAUUUGUCAGACGAUCGAAACGAAAUACGUAUAAAUACUACUGAAAUAAAUGACUUUCCCCGAUACAAACACAGGGGAUUAUUGUUAGAUACAUCUCGACAUUAUAUAACGAUAUCCAAUAUACUCAAGACUUUGGAUGCGAUGACAAUGAAUAAAAUGAAUGUUUUCCAUUGGCAUAUCGUUGAUGACCAAAGUUUCCCUUACCAAAGUGAAAGAUUUCCAGAAUUAAGCGAAAAAGGUGCAUAUGACUCGUCAUUGGUGUAUACAAAGGAAGAUAUAGAGAGAGUAGUUCAAUAUGCAAGGGAACGGGGCAUUCGGGUGAUACCAGAGUUUGAUGUUCCUGGGCAUACAAGUUCUUGGGGUAAUGCGCAUCCCAACAUACUCACCGAGUGUUACGAGGGAGACGAAGUAAUCGGCAUGGGACCGAUGGAUCCAACUAAAAAUAGUACUUAUAAACUACUUCGAGAUCUCUUCCAAGAAGUUCAGACAUGGUUUCCAGACAAAUAUUUCCACGUCGGUGGUGAUGAGGUUCAAUUAGAUUGUUGGAAAUCAAAUCCAGAACUCAGGCAAUAUAUGAAAAAAAACAAUUUGACAGCGUCGGAUUUGCAUACGUUAUUUAUGAGGAAUGUGAUUCCACUCUUGGCAGAUAAUUCAAAACCCAUCGUUUGGCAGGAAGUCUAUGACGAAGGAGUAAUUCUAUCAAAAGAUACCCUUAUACAAGUCUGGAAAUAUAACUGGAUCAGUGAAAUGAUAUCGAUUCUUUAUUCUGGACAAAAGCUUUUAUUCUCUUCAACUUGGUAUCUCGACUCAAUUUCCUCGCAGUGGACUGACUUCUAUGUAUUUGAUCCUCGCAAAAUGGUAUACGACGUUACGCAAAACCAGACUUUGCUAGAGGGCAUUGUCGGGGGCGAAGCUUGCAUGUGGGGAGAAAUGGUGGACGAUAGAAAUGUGUUAAAUAGGGUAUGGCCACGAGCGAGUGCUGUUGCUGAAAAACUUUGGAGUGCUCCAGCCUACAAUAUAAUGUCAAAAUCUUCUAUUCCAACUGAAGCCUACCACCGGAUAGAGGAACACACGUGCCGUAUGAUACGACGAGGCAUCGACGCCCAACCACCUACGGGUCCUGGAUUUUGUGUAGUUUAAUGAGGUUGUGUUCAUACUAAUAUAAAAAAAAAACAUUUUAAAUGAUAUUAAUAAAUGAUGAAAUGAUUGUCUUUAUAAGUAAAACUUGAG